This is a messenger RNA of Letharia columbiana, 1227 nucleotides long. RefSeq lists its product as uncharacterized. Bases 1 to 1227 code for a protein of 408 amino acids. Gene Ontology annotation, molecular function: protein binding. The record is from RefSeq and is a predicted model, not a curated record. NCBI's taxonomy places the organism in Eukaryota, Fungi, Ascomycota, Lecanoromycetes, Lecanorales, Parmeliaceae. The transcript is spliced from 6 exons.
AUGGACUACCUCAAUCAAGCUGCCCAGGCAUAUGCCCAUCAGCAAAGACCAGGCUCUCAGGCCUCGGGUCCCCCUCACCAAGGCCAGCCCCAAGGCCAGGGUUAUUACCCACCCCACCAACCUUCUCCACAACCUCAUCGCUCCCCUGCUCCACCACAGAAUGCUAACAAUGGCCUCCCGCCGGGCUGGAUCGAAGAGUGGGACGCGCCAGAUAACCGCUACUUCUACAUCAAUCAGCGUACAGGCGAACGUACCUUCAACCGUCCCCCUGCCCCUCUUCAAGGCCCCCCUCCUUCCGGCCCCAAUCAUAACCUUCCUCCUGGCUGGAUAGCAGAAUGGGACGCCCCCGAUCGCCGCUGGUUUUUCAUCAACCAAAGGACCGGUGAACGCAGCUGGGACCCCCCUCGUGGACCUCCAGCCCCCGUACAGUACACCGCGGUGCAUUCAGCUGGGCCGGGACCCAUGGGCUCUACAUAUCAGCAGUCGGAAGUGAUUACGCAGGCUCCACAGCAGAAAAACCAUAACUUGGCAUACGGGGCUGGGGGAGCAGUAGCUGGUUUGGCUGCAGGAGCAUUGUUGAUGCACGAAGGCCACAAAGUUGAGGAGCACUGGGAGGGAGACAAGCAUAAGUUCGAAGACGACUUCGAAGGCCGCCGCAAUUAUGGAGACGAGGAGCGUCGUGGAGCUGGUGGAGGUGGGUAUGGCGGCCGUGGUGGGGAUACAAUCAUUGAGAAUCAGACUUUCAUCGACGAUAACGAUCGCUAUGGUGGUGGAUACCGCCGUGGAGACGACACCGUAAUCGAGAACGAGACUAUCGUCAACGAAGACAACUACGAUGAUCGUCGCGGCAAUGACACCAUCAUUCAGAACGAGACUAUCGUCGAUGAUGACCGCUACGGAGGCGGCCAAGAUUACAAUGGAACAACCGUGGGUCGAGAUGAUGGAUACGGCGACGACGGCUACCGCAGGGACGAAUACAGAGAUGAUGGCUUUGUGGACGAUGCCGCUCGAUGGACCGGGGAUAAGGUACAAGAAGUUGAAGAUAUUCCGGAUGACGCCGCUCGAUGGACUGGGGAUAAGGUACAAGAAGUUGAAGAUAUUCCGGAUGACGCCGCUCGAUGGACUGGGGACAAGGUACAAGAAGUUGAAGACAUUCCUCAAGACAUCGAGGGCGCUUUUGAUGAAGGCCGUGAUGACCGUGAGAGCUACGACGACGACCGCUACUGA